UGCGCUCGGGGAAUGGGAUUUCCAUUCCCCGACGUUUCCCUUGGUCGACUUCCCUGGAAGGCUGCGCGGGCCGUACCCGGGGAGCACGGCUCUGGCCGGGAAGGAUGCGCUGAGCCGCCAGACCGAAACCGCACCGCUUUUCUCUCGCAGACACCUCACGGCCCCCUCCGAGAGAGCCCCCUCUGCCGGAGCAGGCGCUGCUCGUGGGGCUGCGGGAGCUCUCCUCGCCGCCCGCCACAGCGCAGGGACAGCUCUGACAGGGAGGAACCGGCAGCGGGGCCGAGUUUUACAUCCUUGUGUGUCCUUCUGUUUCUUGAAGAUGAAGAAAAUGGUUGCAUGUUUCUUUCUGCUAUUUGCACAUGCUCUGCUUUCCACUGUCAUGGCAAAAGAUCUCCCUGGAAGACAUUUCACCCGAAAAAGGGAUGUUAACACACAGUCUCUACUGCAAAACCCUUGCAACAACAAACAUCUGGACCUUGUUUUCAUCAUUGACAGCUCUCGCAGUGUGCACCAUUACGACUUUGAAAAAGUGAAGGAGUUCAUUUUGACCAUCUUGCAGUUUCUGGACAUCAGCCCUGACACCACGCGCGUGGGUCUGAUUCAGUACGGCAGCACCGUCAAACAGGAGUUUUCACUGAAGACCUUCAGGCGGAAGCAGGAUAUCGAACGAGCGGUGAGGAGGAUGAUGCACCUGGCGACGGGCACCAUGACUGGGCUGGCUCUGCAGUAUGCAGUGAACAUCGCAUUUUCAGAGACAGAAGGGGCUCGACCUCUGAGGCAGAAUGUGCCCCGAAUUAUCAUGAUAGUGACAGAUGGGAGACCUCAGGAUCCUGUGGCAGAGAUUGCUGCUAAAGCACGAAACUCAGGAAUCCUAAUUUUUGCCAUUGGAGUGGGAAGAGUGGAUAUGAACACUCUGAAGUCCAUUGGGAGCGAACCACAUGAAGAACAUGUGUUUCUGGUUGCUAAUUUCAGUCAGAUUGAAACACUGACCUCUGCCUUCCAGACUAAACUUUGUGUGCCUCAUAUGUGCAGUAUAGUUGAGCACCACUGUGAUCACUUCUGCAUAAACACCCCUGGCUCCUACCUGUGCAGAUGUAAACAAGGAUACAUUCUGAAUGCUGACCAGAAGACUUGCAGCACUCAGGACCUUUGUGCUGUGGAGAAACAUGCCUGUGAGCAGAUUUGUGUGAACACGCCUGGGUCCUACGUCUGUCAGUGUUAUGAAGGGUAUGAACUUGAUGCAAAUGGAAAGAAUUGUGUUGUUGUAGACUACUGUGCUUUGGAUAACCAAGGCUGCCAACACGAAUGUGUUAACACUGAAGACUCCUAUUACUGUAGAUGCCACCCAGGCUUCAUUUUAAAUCUAGACAAAAGAACUUGCAGAAAACCAGAUUAUUGUUCUCUUCAGGACCAUGGUUGUGAACAGGAAUGUGUUAAUACAGAUGAUUCCUAUUUUUGUCAAUGCCGAGAAGGGUUUAGACUUAAUCCAGAUAAGAAAACAUGCAAAAGAGUGGACCACUGUGUUGAAAGCAAUCAUGGCUGCGAGCAACUGUGCCUAAAUACAGGUGACUCCUAUGUCUGUCAGUGCUCUGAAGGAUUUGUCAUCAAUGAGGAUCUAAAAACCUGCACACGAGUUGACCAUUGUGCUCUAAGUGAUCAUGGCUGUGAACAUUUGUGUGUAAAUGGUGACAGAUCUUAUACUUGUCAGUGUUUUGAAGGAUACAGGCUUCGUAACGACGGGAAAACAUGUAAACGUAAAAAUGUCUGCAAAUCAGUCAACCAUGGCUGUGAGCAUGUUUGUGUUAAUUCUGACAAUUCCUACAUCUGCAAAUGUCGUGAGGGAUUCAUACUGAGAGAAGACGGCAAGACCUGCACAAGACAGGACAUCUGCAAAUCAGUCAGCCAUGGCUGUGAGCAUAUUUGUGUUAAUGAAGAUGACUCGUAUGUUUGCAAGUGUCAUGAGGGUUUUCUUCUGAGAGAAGAUGGGAAAACAUGCAGAAACAAAGACAUUUGCAGUUCAGUUCACCAUGGCUGUGAACAUGUUUGUGUUAAUGCUGAUGAGUCCUACAUCUGCCGGUGUUAUGAGGGCUUUGCACUAAGGGAAGAUGGAAGAACAUGUAGAAAUAAAGAUGUUUGCAAUUCUGUUGACCAUGGCUGUGAGCAUAUUUGUGUGAAUACUGAUAGUUCAUACAUUUGCCAGUGCUAUGAGGGUUUUGUAUUAAGAGAUGAUAAGAAAACAUGCAAAAAUAAGGACAUCUGCAAAUCAGUCAGUCAUGGCUGUGAACAUCUUUGUGUUAAUAACAAUGAUUCAUACACUUGCCAAUGCCAUGAUGGAUUUGUACUAAGGCAAGAUGGGAAAACAUGCCGAAGCAAGGAUAUUUGCAAAUCAGUCAGCCAUGGCUGUGAACAUGUGUGUGCUAGUGCCGGUGAUUCAUUUGUUUGUAAGUGCCAAGAGGGAUUCCUGCUAAGAGAAGAUGGAAAAACUUGCAAAAAUAAAGAUUUUUGCAAAUCAGUCAACCAUGGCUGUGAACAUGUUUGUGUUAAUUCUGGUGAUUCAUAUACCUGCAAAUGCCAUGAUGGGUUCCUACUGAGAGAAGAUGGGAAAACCUGCAGAAACAAGGACAUUUGCAACUCAGUUGACCAUGGCUGUGAACAAGUUUGUGUGAAUACUGGAGAUUCCUACAUCUGCCAGUGUCGUGAAAAAUUCAUACUGAAGGAAGAUGGAAAGACAUGUAGAUAUAAAGAUGCUUGCAACUUGGUUGACCAUGGCUGUGAACAUAUUUGUGUUAAUACUGAUGAUUCCUAUGUCUGCAAGUGUCAUGAAGACUUCGUACUGAGAGAAGAUGGAAAAACUUGCAGGAAUAAAGACCUGUGUAAAUCCAUUGAGCAUGGCUGCGAACAUAUGUGCAUUAAUAAUAACAACUCAUACAGCUGUCAGUGCCAUGAGGGCUUUGUUCUGCGACGAGAUGGGAAGACAUGUCGAUAUAAAGAUGUCUGCAAAUCAGUUGACCACGGCUGUGAAUAUGCUUGUGUUAAUAAUGAUGAUUCCUAUAUCUGCAAAUGCCAGGAGGGAUAUGUACUAAAAGAGGAUCAGAAAACAUGCAGAAGAUGCACUGAAGGCCCAGUUGACCUGGUGUUUGUGAUUGAUGGAUCAAAAAGUCUUGGAGAGGAUAAUUUUGAAAGUGUAAAACAAUUUGUCUCAGGAAUCUUGGAUACACUUGAGAUUUCACCCAAAGCUGCUCGAGUUGGUUUGCUUCAGUAUUCCACUGAGGUUCGUACAGAGUUUACAUUAAAGCAGUUCAGCUCAGCCAAAGACAUGAAGAAAGCUGUGUCACAAAUGAAAUACAUGGGUCGAGGUUCCAUGACAGGACUGGCGCUGAGGCAAAUGUGUGAGAGAAGCUUCACAGAAACAGAAGGAGCAAGACCAUUUUCAGCAAAUGUCCCUCGAAUCUCCAUUGUGUUUACGGAUGGACGAGCCCAGGAUGAGGUCUCUGAGUGGGCUACCAGAGCAAAGCAACGUGGUAUAAUCAUCUAUGCCAUUGGAAUAGGAAAAGCAAUUGAGGAAGAACUGCUGGAAAUUGCUUCUGAGCCAUCAUAUAAACAUCUCUUCUAUGCUGAGGAUUUCACAGCUCUGGAGGACAUAAGUGAAGAGCUAAGAGCUCAAAUCUGUGCAGCCUUGAAAGAGUCACCUCACCAGCAGGAUGCAUCAUCUGGGAGGCUUCGUAAGACUGGUCCACAGCCUUCAGGACCUGAAUCAACCACAAUAGCCAUCACAGAUGUCAUUGACUGUCCACAUCUUGCAGUACACCACAAGUAUCUUUUUGAAGACAGUCACAUUCACUCAACAACAGCAAAAGCUUCAAAAGAUAACGACCAGUGCAAAUGUGAAAACCUUGUGACAUUCCAGAACUAUGCAACCAGUGAAGUAAGAAAACUCACCCAGCGAUUGGAAGAAAUGACGAAGAGAAUGGAAGACUUGGAAAACAGGCUAAAAUACUGAUCAGAAUUUUAAGUGUAUGCUACACUGUAUAUUUAUACAUACAGACCUGUCAGAGCUAUUUUCGUAAACUGGUUCAAAGUAAAAUAACAAAUCUUUGUGUCUGAAGUUGAAAAGAAUAUUUUGGAUCCUUGCAUCUAUACACCAUGUGUUCUGUCUUGCAUUGAGCAAAUAAGAAAUGUUGAAAAUUUUAUAUAAACAAUUUAGUAACUAGCAAAAGUUCUAAUUAAGCAGAACAACUGAAAUAAGCUAUGCAAAAUAAUAAAAUGCUGUUAUUUUUUGAA
Molecule: messenger RNA, 4281 nt
Organism: Corvus hawaiiensis (hawaiian crow)
Lineage: Eukaryota; Metazoa; Chordata; Aves; Passeriformes; Corvidae
Gene: MATN2
Product: matrilin 2
Exons: 26
Coding region: 320-4000 (1226 amino acids)
Molecular function (GO): calcium ion binding
Source: RefSeq, a predicted model, not a curated record